Molecule: messenger RNA, 10260 nt
Organism: Aedes albopictus (Asian tiger mosquito)
Lineage: Eukaryota; Metazoa; Arthropoda; Insecta; Diptera; Culicidae
Exons: 3
Coding region: 7801-9531 (576 amino acids)
Source: RefSeq, a predicted model, not a curated record
UAACUCUACAAAGACGAAGUACAUGAUAGCGGGUAGAGACAGAAGCAGGCCUAGUGGUGUUAGUGCUGAGGUAGUGAUUGGUGGGGAAGUGUUUGAAGUUGUUGAAGAAUUUGUUUAUCUUGGAACACUUGUGACAUGUGACAAUGACGUCUCCCGUGAAGUGAAAAGGCGUAAUGCAGCUGCGAAUAGGGCCUUUUACGGAUUGCGUAGCCAGCUUAGGUCCCGUAACUUGCAAACGCAAACAAAAUUCGCUCUGUAUAAGACGCUGAUUCUUCCGGUUGCCCUCUACGGUCACGAAGCGUGGACGUUAAAGGAGGUAGACCGAAAAGCUUUUGGAGUUUUUGAGCGCAAAGUGCUGCGGACAAUUCUCGGUGGGAAACAAGAAAAUGGAGUGUGGCGCAGACGCAUGAAUCACGAGUUGUACCAAGUGUACGAAGAUGCGAAUAUUGUGAAACGUAUAAAAUACGGCAGACUUCAGUGGGCUGGACACGUAGUGCGAAUGUCGGAAGAAAGAAUAGCGAAAGCAAUAUUCAGCAGAGAACCCGGUAGAGGUAGGCGACUUCGUGGGCGGCCGCGAACUCGCUGGCUGCACGCGGUUGAAGAAGAUCUACGAUCCCUACACGUUCGGGGAAACUGGAGGAACAUCGCCCAAGACCGACGAAGAUGGUGCUCUACUAUACGCUCGGCAUUGGAGUAAAGUUACUUUGUAGCCAACAGGGUAUCAAGGUAAGGUAGCCGUAUGGUAUUAAUAUCUGCCACACAGUGGUGGUAGUUGCAAAUUUUCAAAAGCAUACCAAUUUUAUUAAUUACCCAAAACACAUUCAACAAGCCGUAACUUUUUAAAAAAAUAUAUAAAAAAUUCUCAAAUUUUGACUGAUAAUUCCUCAUCUUGUUAUCUGUAAUUUCUACAAAUUUGGACUUGAUUAAUCAGCUCUACACAAAGAUGGAGCGCUUUAAGCAGAAUCAUUUUUUUGACUGUUGUUCUAUUAACUCUUAUAUCUUAGAAAUAGGUGAAUCAAAUCAAAUUGAAAUUUUGAAAGUAAAGAAUUACACGGUCCGACAAUUUUUUUGCCCAGCUCCAAAUUUCACCUUUUCUGAUUGCUUCCGACUAGAAACUCAUAAAUCUGAAGUUUUGACCCUCCCCCUCCUGGGAGAGGGGAGGGGCAUUGAUUUGAAAUUUUGGAAAAUCGAAAAAUUUCGAGGUUUUUCGAUCGCCAUUUCGGCUAAAUGCACGAUAUCAAAAAAGGAAAAGGUUGACCACGGAGCUUUAGGGGUUGUGCAACUACCAUGAAAAUUUCACGAAGAUCCGUCAAGCCAUUCUCGAGAAACGGUGUUUUUGCGAAAUGAUGUUUUUAAGAUUUCUUAUAUUGCACGCAAAGAAUCCAACUACUAUAUGACACAAUUGCUGAUUUAACCAUGCCGUUUAGCAUCAUGGCGUCUUCGAGGAAGUUUUUCACUACAAUAACGUGCUUCUUUUAACCUGUUUGUAAAAAUGAUCAAUCCCCCUAAAAGUGAGAUAGAAAAAUUACUUUUUGAAUUUUUCAAGAUACAAGGUUGAUGUCUUCACAAGAGUUGUAGAAGAUGCUGUUCUGAAUAACUUUGUCGAAGACGCCAAGUUCGUAACUCCGUUAGUUUUUAAGAUACGUUACGUUUUUGUUACCGACGGCCCCUUGAAAAUGUUUUUUUUUUCAAUAACUUUUUUUAAUUUUGAUUCCACAAUUCUAUUCUCACAGUCUUCAAUAGGUCAAUCAUUUUGACUUUCUAAGAGAGAUAAUUACUUGUACUUUCGCAUUUGUAUGGGAUAAUUUGCUUACAAUCGUAUUCACUUCUCAACAAGUUGUCUAAGGAAUGCCUUUAUCAAAACCUGGAAAAAACCAAUAAUGCCAUUUUCACAACAUUUUUUCUGAGAUCAAGUUUCUUAUUUUUUAAGGUUUUUUACGCAACAUAAGAACUACCACGCAGUUUCUUAGCCUUUCUGAACACAUUUUAUUUAAAGUAAUUUAUUUUUUUAGCUCAUUUCAUACUUUGGAUGGCAAAGCUUGUCAUACCACAAAACGAACACAGUAAACAGUAAUUAAAACAUUCGUUUGCUUUACGUUUGCUGCUACUGGUUUUUAAAGAAAUUUGAAACAAAAGCUUUCGCUUUCAGAAGGCCCGUAAUAAUAGUUCUUGAUCAAAUAUCCAAUGAAAAUUACUUUUACCAGUCGAGAAAUACCUUUUCUUAUCUUACAGUAACUUUCAUAAUGUUUGGAAAUACAAUAUUGUUUAUGAGAUGUUUUUCCUUUCUACUAUGCUAUAUUUUUUCCUCCUCCUGUUUACAGAGCCCUAUUUCUUAAGUUUAGCAAGAAACAUCAGCAAAGUUGAUAUUAUUUGCUUCGUUAGAAUGUGUAUCAUAAGAGCUAGUAGAAACUUGUUUGGAUAUUGUACUCAAAUGGAAAUGGUAGUCAAUCUUUAGUGUAGUUAUAAUUUCUGAAACAGUCUAUACAUGUUGCACAAAAUACAUAUUUCCAAAUACCAUAAAAAAUUAUCACGAUCCGACAAAAAAUCAACUUUUCUUCUGCCCAGCUCUGAAGUUUUCUGAAUCGUUUAUCUAAAACUAAAAUAUCUCAAGUUUUGGAGGGGCAUUAAUUUGAAAUUUUAAGAAAUCGAAUAUUUUCGAGGUUUUUCAGUCGCCAUUUUGUUUUAAAGCACAACAUCGGAAAAUGUAAGAUUUACCACAGAGUAUUAGAGGUUGCGCAGCUACCAUAAAAAAUUCACGAAGAUCCGUCAAGUCAUUCUCGAGAAACGGUGUUUUUUGCGAAAUGAAGUUUUACGUUUUUAUAUGACUUGUCAGCCUUAUAACGUAUUAAAUCGUUCUGAAUGUAAUUAUGCGUUCUGAUCCUGUACUAUGCUUCUACAGAUUAGAGGACAGACAGAGACACAUUUCAAAAACUUUUCAGAUAUUGUACGCCAUCCAAAAUACCGUAGAGAUCAGGUCGUCAAGAUCUACAGGGUCAACUGUAAUGAAAAAUGUUAGUACAUUGAACGUAAAUGGCCAUUUUUCGUGUUCACAGUGCUCCUGCUACCUCAAUACUAUGUCGUGAAGUUUCACUGAUUCAACGAGGUGUUGUUAAUAACCCUAGAGUGGCCAACAUGGCCCUGGGUAGCUUUUUCGACUUCAAUUUUCGAUUUUUUUAAUGGUUUUUCUAAAAUUACGUAAAUAUAUACUAGAGUGCUGUGCCGAAUGUCAAAGCGAGGAGGUGCAGGAGAAGGGGUUUUCUUUAUGCCAGUAGAUUACUUGGGCGAAAUUGAAACACUUAUUUCUUUUCCCGUUGCUGCGUUAUGAAUAACGCUCCUUGAGGCUUCUUAAACCUGACGGGUUCACAAGAUAUCGUAUUUUUUUUCAGAGAAAUAUAUGAAGAUGACAAAAAUGUUCUAUAUUUGAAGAAAUAGCAGUGAUGUUAAUUUUUUUUUUUGCUUUUUCUAUCAGUAAAAUGCUGGUAGAAACGAUUUCUACGGGCAUGGGUUAUUCGACUGCAUCUUUUGAAAUUUGCGAUUCUUUUUCUUCUUUUUUUCUGGUCAACCGACACCGUACGUUAUUAAUUGCAGUUGAUCGUCCGCCUAUUCUGGUACUAUGCCUAAACAAACACGGACGCUCAGGGAGACUUCCACACAAACUUAUUACCCUGCAUAUAAUACCCAUUGACACAGGGGACGGCUAGACUUUCCUUCCAAAGUAAGACGUGAUAAGGUAUUUUGUCUCACCGACUGAGGUGAGAGGUAACCAACCACGCUCACCACUAUACCACCGACGCCACUGAGAGAUGUGGUUAUCAAACUUUACUCUCUAUAGUAGUCCACAACAAAAGCAAUAGAUACAAACAAAACAAGCAGUGCACAAUGGUACAGAGACGUAUCUGGUUGGACGAAAAGCAUAUCGGCCAAAUUAUAAGUUUUUGAUUUAUGCUGGCUUUGGAGAAGUUUCUUUAUUUUUUAUACUUUUUUUUUAAUAUUCGAGGGCCAAAUUUUUCUUAAGAUCAAAUUAUGAACUUGUUAUUUUUUUAUAUAGAGCAAUGAAUGUUCCACAAAUCUCUGAAUACUUUUAAUACUUGUAAUAUCAUACAUUUGUGUUUAAGACUAAAAUCUCGUAUCCUUUUAUUUGUUUUUGUAAUUAUGGCCAUUUUAAUAUGAAAAAUUCAAUAUUUUCAAAAUUUACUUAAGGACAGACUUGUUAGAAUCCCAAAAUGGCCGGCACAAUGGCCGACUUUGGCACCUACUCACGAUUUCAAGCGCACAAAUCUCUUCGUAAAGAAAACAAGCGCUCCUGAGCUUCUUAUUUUAAGCAUAUUACAAGUGAGCAAGGACAGAAUAAUGGAAUGCACUUUUGUUUGAAGCUUGCAUUUUGAGAUUUGUGCGUCUGAAGUUUUGAUGCACUGUUGAAGCGGGAUUUCAAGACGUUUGUCCUUAAUCGCGUUAAACAAAAAAAAAACAUCUUUUUAGUUUCUUCGUUAUUAAAAGGUGAAAAUUUUAUCUUUUGAACAAUACUAAUGAACUGAAAAUCCACUUGAACCAUCACAAGAUAAGAAGUGCCAAAAAUGAACCAUUUUUAGAAGAAAUCCAAGGAUAACUUUUUCAAAUUGGCUUAUUGAAAACUCCCUAAUUUUACAAUAUUGACAACAUAGCUAAAUCUAUUAGUUUAGGUGAAAAGCUUUUAGUUUAGCUAUAGAUACGGCACUGGACCAUUGUGCAGUGGUUCAUUGUUCCAUGGUGAAAAAAGAAGAGGAAUGUGGACCAUCCUGGUCACGCCAAUGACAAUAUAAACAUAUACGGUCUAAUGUUUUAGGAUAAACAAACCUACCCAAACAUCACGGCAUUAUGAUAUCCACUGUAUCGAUUUUCUAUGGAAUGGCUGAAUUCUAAUCGCUGAGGAGUUGAUACAGUGUGGUCGAUGAGUCGUGAGUCACACGGUGAGACACGUAAUUGUCUCAGCACCAACUUUUCAAAAGGGCGUAACUACUUUUGCAAUCAAUGCCUUCUUACAGAGCUGUGAAUCAUAUUUUAUUAAUCUCAAGCAAUUCAUAAACAUUAAACGAAAAAGGUGGAUUUUUCCUUUCUGUUUGUGCUAGUGGAUUGCUCGGGAGGGAUGAGAUACGAUCCACAGCUUUGUGAGAAGACAUUGGUCGCAAAAGCUGUAACACCCUUUUGAAAUGUUGGUGCCGAGAUGAUAGAUAGGCACAGAAUGAAACGGCAAAAUGUGAAGUGAGAUAAGCGUCAAAACAAAGAGGGAAAUCAAACAUAUAAAAAUAGGGAGAACACGGUGUUUGUGGUAGCAGAAUAAUAUUUAAAAAAAUCAGUAAGAGCAAAAUGAUCUCUCGGGAUUAUUUUUCCAUAUAAAUUUUGGGUAAAAAGUACCCAAAAAAAUGAGUAUUUCUUGGAAAAUUGUUCUGGAAAUCCCGAGAAAAAAAAUCUAGACCCCCCGAUAGAACAUGUCGCUCUUACCACUAAAUGAAAGGGGACAUCCUUAGCUUUCAUUUGAUGGGUGACUUAGCGAUACUGAUUUUUUUUUUGAUAAUAUUUUUCGCCACAGACACCGUGAGAAGUUAUGUUUGAUUUAGAGAAACGAAAUUGAUGUUGUAUAAGUAUAGCUAAAUUUCAGGAUCGUGCAAGUUAAGGUAGUGACGUAUCGGAUUCGAAACAACUUUAUGUUGAACUUAGUUAUAUGAUUACAUCUGAGGAAAACUGUAAGUACGAUGCAAACAUAGAAAGCAAAUCAAACAAAUUAUAUUGAACACUCAUUACAUAGUCAAUAAUAUUGAGACGACAGAGAGUACAGUGGACUUUCAAAGUACGCGGACUACCGUCGACAAACGUUGCUAAGGUAAAUUAUGCAGAAAUUAGUAGGAAGUACGUAAAUAAUGUUUGAUUAUUACUUUGGUGACAGAUAACGGACGGAGGUAGAAACAGCAUUCGGAAUAAUUAAGAUACUUCACAUAUUUGAGAUUCUAUGCACGGUGGAGGCAAGCCAUAGAGAAGGAAGACAAACCAAAAAUUGUAAGUAUAGAAAGUUAAAACUUUCUUAUAAAAUUCCAAAACAGUAUAACCCCUGAAAUAUGUAUUUAUUUUAUAUUACAGCUUGAUCUAUCUGGAAAAGGUUGAUUCCAAAAACGGGUUGUGAUAUUUAGUCCGAACAGGUAAUGUAAUUAAGUAGCAAGAAAAGUUUGUUAUAUAAGGGGACUCACUAAACAGAUUAAAUAACUGCGUACGCCAUGAUUAUCUGAUUAAUGAAAUGAUUCAUGAAAUUGCGAAUGAUAUACUCAAAGAUUGCCUUAGUGAUUGCGACGCUUAAUCAGGAUAAUAUUUAAUCAUCGGUUUACGCUUUCUAGUGAAUCCCUUUAAUAUUUUAGUGAUAAACUGAAAAUUUGUCACUACCGGCAUAUUUUUGUAAUGAUUUUGAUUGAAUUUCCUGCACUAUAUUUUCUGUGUAUUGUUAGAUAAAAUGUCAAAUGCAAGCUGUAAUCAUUCCCCGGAUCAAUUCUGCUACAUUUGCGGAAAAUAUAUCAAAGCAAGAAAAGAAAAACGUUCUUUGGGGACUGAUCUUGUUUUACAAGAAGCAUAUAAAGCAUAUUUCGGCCUCGAUAUUGCAAACCAGGAUCAAGAUUGGGUUCCGCAUUUCUCCUGUAUGACUUGUAGAUUUGUGCUGUUAGGUAAGUAAUGUUAACGUUGUUUUUCGUGAAUAAACAUGAAAUAUUUUUGGUAUUUAUCUUUGUUAUAUAUUAUGACAUAAUUUGAAAAUAUUUUUGAAUAUGCUGUAAAAGUUGUAGGCAUAUUUCAGUUUCCUUAAUUUUUUCCGAAAUUUGUAUGUAGUCUCGUGAACCUCUUUUAGUCAAAGUGGCACCAAUUUGUUCAUUCUCUUAAGAAACAUACUCAGUUGACCAAAUUAGAAAUUGAAAUUUAAAAUGCGGCUUCUACCGAAGUGCCUAUUCUGGACAAGGCAACCUUCCAUACUAAAACUAUGUUUUUGUCUAGUUAUCGCAUUUUUUUUUACAAAAUUUGGACUACAAAUUUGCACUUGGUGUUCCCAGUGUUGGUAAAAUCACACUCAAGUCUCACUCAUGAAUCACUCUUGCGUGAGCGAACUCGCACGCGAUUCUGAAUCAUUUUCUCACGCGCGAGAUUUUCAUGCGAAAUCUCACUCUCGCGAGUCAAGCGCCGAAAACUCGUUUGCUUGUAAAAUAAAUCCAAAUCAAUUUAAACAUCAUUUGUUGUUAUUGCAGGCCAAGACCAAACCUUGUCUCAUUCUGUCAUACAAUUGUAAACACUCCGUUGUAAAUAAUAAGCAGACCAAGAAAUAAGGCAAUGAGUAAAAUCAUGAGUCAACUCAUGCUUGAUUUUUUUGGCGGUGAGUUUGGCGAGUCAAGAAUCGCGCGUGAAAAAAACUCAACCAUGAGUUUUGAGAAUUUGAGUUUUUACCAACACUGGGUGUUACGAGACAGAAGCUUUCGAAGGUUUGUCAAAAUAUUUUGGUUGGCUUAAACUAGCGUUUCUUCUGAUUUUACUUAAAACCAGCAAAAUUGCUGAAUUUCUGCCAGUUCGUCAGCUACACUUGAAAACAGUGUUUCAAAAAUCACGAAAUUAAAUCAUUACAUAAUAAAUACACAACAGUUAAAAAUAGUUUUUUGUCUUCCAGAAUGGAUCAAAGGAGAAGAUCGGAGUUUUAAAUUUAUCUUCCCCCGAUUGUGGUUGCAACCAACAGAUCAUUCCACCAACUGCUACUUUUGCCUAGUAGAUGUUUUGAAACACCAUGAAGAAUCUAUUCCAAUUAUGGAUAUACCUAGCAGUGGGGCGCCAAUUUUUCGUACAGCUCAACAUAUUCUACCUGUUCCUCCUGGAUUAAAACGUGAUGAACCUACAUCAUCAACAACAUGCCGCUUUUCUCCGGAUCAGUUCUGUUAUGUCUGCGGAAUUUUUUUAACACGUAGUGCAGAAAAACGACUAAUUGAUUUGAAUGAUUUGGCAAGUCAAUCGUAUAAGGCGUAUUUCGGAAUUAACAUUAUAAAUCAGGAUAAACCAUGGGCUCCGCAUUACAUGUGUGAUAAAUGCAGAAGAAAUUUGACAGGAUGGUUUGCAGGAGAAAACAGAACAGUCUCACUUACAAUGCCUAAAUUAUGGUUUCAAACUGUUCAUAGCGAUAGCUGUUAUUUCUGUCGUACGGCCAACGCUUCUGGAAGGAUCAACGUUACGAGUGAUGUAAAUUUAAAUGCUUCUACUUCAUCAGCACCUUCCCUUAAUCCUGUCGAACCGCAAAUAGAAAGUGGAAGCUACAGUACAAUUACCCACGACAGUUCUACAACUAUGAUCUGCAGCACUGAUUCAGAAAACAAAGCUCCACAUUUUAUCAAUAAACAGGAUUUGAGUGAUCUAACUAGAGAUUUAGGACUAUCGAAGGAAAAAGCCCAAAUCCUAGCAUCCAGAUUAAAAGAAUGGAAUUUACUAAAGGAAGAUGUGAAUAUUACAGAUAUAAGAUCUCGUCAUAAACCAUUUUUGAAAUUUUUCACUACUCGAAAUGAUAUCGUUUAUUGCUGUGAUAUAAACGGACUGUUUAAGGCGCUGGAUAUUGAGCACAUUCCAGAAGAGUGGCGACUGUUCAUAGAUGGUUCUUCGAAAAGUUUGAAGGCAGUGCUUCUUAAUAAUGGGAACAAACUUUCAUCAAUUCCACUAGCUUAUACAACCAAAUUGAAGGAAACCUAUGAGAGUACCAGCCUUAUACUUCGAUUAAUUAGGUAUGAAAAUCACUUGUGGGAAGUAAUUGGUGAUUUCAAAAUGGUUACUUUUCUAAUGGGAUUACAAGGUGGAUUUACAAAAUAUUGCUGUUUUCUUUGUCUGUGGAACAGCAGGGAUAUUAGCAAUCACUUUGUGCGACGAAACUGGCCCAAUCGAGAAAAAUAUCAAGUAGGAAAAGACAACAUAAAAUAUGUACCGUUAGUAGAUCGAAACAAAGUGUUAAUGCCUCCUCUUCAUAUAAAGCUCGGUUUGGCGAAGCAAUUCAUCAAAGCACUUGACAAAGAAUGUGAGGCCUUCCGAUAUCUUCGGGAAUUAUUUCCUGCCAUAUCUGAAGCUAAGUUGAAAGAAGGCAUUCUUGUUGGUCCUCAAAUCAAAAAGAUCAUAGAAAAUGAAAGAUUUCAAGAACUUCUUCCUAGUAAAAAUGAGAAGGAUGCAUGGCAAAGCUUUGUAUUAGUAACACGGAAUUUUUUGGGGAACAAUCGAACUGCAAACUAUCGAGAAUUAGUCGAAACGAUGAUAGAGCACUUCAGAAAAAUGGGAUGUAAGAUGUCUUUGAAGCUCCAUGUUCUACAUUCACACCUUGAUAGAUUCAAAGAUAAUAAUGGCGCAUACUCUGAAGAACACGGAGAGAGAUUCCACCAAGAUUUGAAUGAAUUUGAACAACGCUAUCACGGAAAAAACUAUGAAUCAAUGUUGGCUGAUUUCAUGUGGUCGACAAAGUACGAUCUACCUAAUGUUGAGCAUCACCGAAGGGUUUCUUAUAAAUCUUAAAAUAGUAUUUUCAUUGAAUCCAGUCUAGCUUGUACCCACAAAACAAUUUAUAAACUAUUUGUUAGAUUUUUUCAUAAUGUCAUUUUAAAAUAAAAUAUUAUACUGAAUAAAUUUGUUUAAAUUACCAAAUCGUCAUUUUUCACAUGCACACAAGUAAUUAUCUCUCUUAGAAAGUCAAAAUGACCUAUUGAAGACUGUGAGAAUAGAAUUGUGGAAUCAAAAUUAAAAAAAGUUAUUGAAAAAAAAAACAUUUUCAAGGGGCCGUCGGUAACAAAAACGUAACGUAUCUUGAAAACUAACGAAGUUACGAACUUGGCGUCUUCGACAAAGUUAUUCAGAACAGCAUCUUCUACAACUCUUGUGAAGACAUCAACCUUGUAUCUUGAAAAAUUCAAAAAGUAAUUUUUCUAUCUCACUUUUAGGGGGAUUGAUCAUUUUUACAAACAGGUUAAAAGAAGCACGUUAUUGUAGUGAAAAACUUCCUCGAAGACGCCAUGAUGCUAAACGGCAUGGUUAAAUCAGCAAUUGUGUCAUAUAGUAGUUGGAUUCUUUGCGUGCAAUAUAAGAAAUCUUAAAAACAUCAUUUCGCAAAAACACCGUUUCUCGAGAAUGGCUUGACGGAUCUUCGUGAAAUUUUCAUGGUAGUUGCACAACCCCUAAAGCUCCGUGGUCAACCUUUUCCUUUUUUGAUAUCGUGCAUUUAGCCGAAAUGGCGAUCGAAAAACCUCG